AUGGCCUCCAUGGGGCUGCAGGUGAUGGGCAUCGCGCUGGCCGUGCUGGGCUGGCUGGGCGCCAUCCUGAGCUGCGCGCUGCCCAUGUGGCGGGUCACGGCCUUCAUCGGCAGCAACAUCGUCACGUCGCAGACCAUCUGGGAGGGCCUGUGGAUGAACUGCGUGGUGCAGAGCACCGGCCAGAUGCAGUGCAAGGUGUACGACUCCAUGCUGGCGCUGCCGCAGGACCUGCAGGCGGCCCGCGCCCUCAUCGUCAUCUGCGUCGUCGUGGCUGUGAUCGGCGUGCUGCUGUCCGUGAUGGGCGGCAAGUGCACCAACUGCGUGGAGGACGAGAGCGCCAAGGCCAAGAUCAUGAUCGUGGCGGGCGUGGUGUUCAUCCUGGCGGGCCUGCUGGUGAUGGUGCCCGUGUCCUGGACGGCCAACACCAUCAUCCGGGACUUCUACAACCCGCUGGUGGCUGCCGGCCAGAAGCGGGAGAUCGGGGCCUCGCUCUACGUGGGCUGGGCGGCCGCCGGCCUGAUGAUGCUGGGGGGGGCCCUGCUCUGCUGCAACUGCCCGCCCCGCGCAGACAAACCCUACUCCGCCAAGUACUCCGCCGCCCGCUCCGCCCCCGCCAGCAACUACGUGUAA
Pipistrellus nathusii (Nathusius's pipistrelle) is the source of this 630-nucleotide messenger RNA. NCBI's taxonomy places the organism in Eukaryota, Metazoa, Chordata, Mammalia, Chiroptera, Vespertilionidae. The record is from the annotation of a GenBank genome assembly.